ACUGAUGAUAUAUGUCAUACAUCAUUUGUAUAUUAGAAUUGAUUUCACAAUUGCCAGUAACUUUUAACUAUAAACAUGGAUAAUACAAUGUUAAAUAGAUUUUAUGAAGACAAUGUUAAAAUGACAAGAGAUGAGACAAGUAAGAAUGUUGAAUUUGUGAUUCCUCUCGUCGAUGAUAUUUUGCAGUACGUUCACGAAAGAGACGGGCGGUUUAAAAUACAACCAUUGAAUGUUGGGAGUUAUUAUUCUCGUUUAAAAGUGUCCCGAGCAGACGAAUUUGACUACAGUGUAGUGGUCGAUAUUGGUUCAUCUCUCGUCUGGACUACCGGAACGCCGGCUUAUUAUGGAUAUAACGGAAACAAAGAAGUGGUUCGUACAUCGAUUCCUCUGCCUUCAGCUCCAGCAGGAAAAUGCUUUACACAGUUAAAAGGUCUGAUACAAAAGUGGGAUAAUGAACGUUUAAAUGAAGGACUUGCUUGUUUGACAAUUGAUGACCAUAUCAUUCCUAUAAAAGUUAAAAGAAGAUUUAAAGCACUCGUCAGUGAAGCUGUGAAUAGACCAAAAAUACGCCAAUAUGUCGACGCGCAAAGAUUAUCUGAAUCACCUGCCGCUACAUUGACGAUUCGGCAUCCCAAAAUUGCAGGAGAGACAAUAAGCGUUGAUCUCGCACCUCUUAUUGAAGGACACCUUUCAUUCAAACCAGAGUUUGGUUGGCCCAGAUCAGGGUCGAGAUGGCCAUCCCGUACAAAGAUUGAAGAGAUAAAAACCGAAGGGAUCCACGAAGUUGCCAAAGAUCCAUUUUAUUGGUCUUUAUCAUUCGUCAUAUGUGAAAAGAAAUUGCUAGAUGGCAUUGAUUCAAAUGGAACCUGCCGUAAAAAGAGUCAACGCAUUAUGAAAAAACUUCGGGAGAAGUGGUGUCCGAAAGGAUAUAAACAAGAACUUACUUCGUACCAUCUCAAAAAUAUCCUUUUCUGGGAAUGUGAAAAUCAUCCAUAUGAUGCAGAAUGGACUAAUGAACAGCUUUCUGUGAGAAUUGAGUCCAUGUGUUACCUGAUCAUACAACACAUACAGCGUGGCAACCUACCUCUGUAUUUCCAUACAGGGGUCAAUUUGUUGGAGAAUAAGGACAAAGACGUUCUUGGCCAGGUUGUUCAGAACAUAUUUAGGUUUUUGAAAAACCCGGAACAUUAUUUAACAUAGAAUUUGUUGCGAAUCUUUAUAUAAUUUGAAUUAGCAUACUAGUAUGAUAUUUGUAUUGUCAAUUUUUAUCGAGCGCUAUACUUCUGUUUGAAUAUUAAAAUUAAAUCUUGAUAA
Messenger RNA from Mytilus californianus (California mussel), 1314 nucleotides. Its product is annotated as protein mab-21-like 3. The record is from RefSeq and is a predicted model, not a curated record. The transcript has a single exon. Lineage: Eukaryota; Metazoa; Mollusca; Bivalvia; Mytilida; Mytilidae. Bases 76 to 1200 code for a protein of 374 amino acids.